AUGAAUGACACAGCAUCCGUUAAUGCAUGGGAUGAAACCGGCCAAAGCUAUCCUUCACCGAACAGAGAAGAAUUUCAGUGGAUUCGCAAAAGGUUUGGGAACAGCAAGAUCUCGCUAUCUCGAUGGUUCACAUGCAUUGAGACCCACAAUCCGCCAAAGCCGAUUCCUCUUACCCUAGGACGCAUGCCGGUGAUGUCCGUGGAAGUCAAUGAAAGCUUUAUUGAGCCAUUGCCCGAAGCACCUUAUCCUAACCCACGAUUACCAGACCCUUAUCACCACUUGCGCUGUCCGCCGAUGGAAGUUCCAACAGAUACAGACAAAAUUACUAUCCUUGAAGCUUUGAAGCUGUUAGCAAAUGUACGUGCCGUGGUGUAUCUGCCUUCAUGGACUGUCAUUGAGCUUGAAUACAGAGAUUCACGGCUUUAUGAACCCAUGUCCCUUCCCGGAAUUGUUGCUGGACGCACAAGCCUCUAUCACUAUGCAGAAAUCCUCUCCUACAGGUGA
Molecule: messenger RNA, 504 nt
Organism: Penicillium paradoxum
Lineage: Eukaryota; Fungi; Ascomycota; Eurotiomycetes; Eurotiales; Aspergillaceae
Exons: 1
Coding region: 1-504 (167 amino acids)
Source: RefSeq, a predicted model, not a curated record